AUGGCCAGUCCGGGUUAUCAACCGUCGCCCGAAUCUCUUCCUCUUGUCUCCACUCAUGCGACUGAAGAAAAUAUCAAGAGCUUCAAUGCAGUAAAGCGUGACGAAACAUCUUUCGCAUCUUCUUUGCCUGCCGACCAAGGUCUGUAUAGCAACGAGAAUGAGAAGGAUUCUUGUGGUGUGGGCUUCAUUUGUCACAUUAAGGGUGAACCUAGCCACAAAAUAGUUUCUGAUGCUCGUCAGUUACUUUGCGCCAUGACCCAUCGAGGAGCCACAGGAGCUGACAGUCGAGACGGAGAUGGGGCCGGUGUUAUGACUGCCAUUCCUCAUGGCUUCUUCAAGCGAGAGGCUGAAAGAGACCUUGGGUGUGUUCUUCCAGAUCCAGGAGAAUAUGCUGUUGGAAAUGUUUUCUUCAAACCCAAUGAUCCUGUUCAGCUCCAAAGUUAUCAAACUGUCUUCACCAAUAUCGCCACCGAGCUAGGUUUGCGUGUUUUGGGUUGGAGAGAAGUUCCCACCGAUGGGACCAUUCUUGGACCAGCGGCCAGCAGCAAGGAGCCAACCAUUCUCCAGCCGUUUGUAGUUCUUCGUGCGCAUUAUGGGGAUGCAAACACGAGCCAACACGGCACAUUUGAUGCAACCCAUUUUGAAAGACAACUUUAUGUUCUGCGAAAGCACGCUACCCACAGCAUUACUCUUGCCAAGGGCUUCUAUGUUUGCUCGCUUUCGUCCAAGAACAUUGUUUACAAAGGACAGUUAUCUCCGGCGCAGGUGUACAACUAUUACCAUGACCUGAACCAUGUCCUGUACAAAUCACAUUUUACAUUGGUGCACUCGCGCUUUUCUACCAACACUUUCCCAAGCUGGGAUCGUGCUCAGCCGAUGAGAUGGGCAGCGCACAACGGUGAAAUCAAUACCGUUCGAGGAAAUAAGAACUGGAUGCGUGCUCGAGAAGGCGUACUAUCUUCCCAGCACUUUGGUGACCAAUUGGAUUUACUCUAUCCGAUCAUUGAACAUGGUGGAUCUGAUUCAGCGGCUUUCGACAACGUCCUCGAACUACUUGUCGUUAACGGUGCCGUGACGUUGCCAGAAGCUGUUAUGAUGAUGAUUCCGGAGGCCUGGCAAGGGAACGAAGACAUGGACCCUCGCAAAAAGGCAUUCUAUAAUUGGGCGGCGUGCGUCCAGGAACCAUGGGAUGGUCCCGCUCUCUUCACCUUCAGCGAUGGUCGAUUUUGCGGUGCUAAUUUGGACCGUAAUGGCCUCCGACCCUGCCGUUUUAUUGUCACCAAUGAAGACAUUAUUGUCUGUGCGUCUGAAGUAGGCGCAGUUUACAUCGCCCCAGAGAAAGUUGUGCAGAAGGGACGAUUAAAGCCAGGUCGCAUGCUCCUCGUUGAUACGCUGGAGGGCAGGAUCGUUGACGACAAGGAACUCAAGCGCAAUACUGCAUCUAAACAGAAUUUUGCAUCUUGGGUAGAGACUCAUGUUCUUGAAGUGCCAAAUAUCAUCAAACGCGUCAAACGCAGUCAAGUUUCCCUUCUUCCCACACUUGACGACUCUACUCUCAGUACUGAUCCUAAACUACUUGCUUUCGGCUUCACUGUUGAACAGCUUAACUUGCUCAUGCUUCCUAUGGUCAUUGAUGGCAAGGAAGCACUCGGUUCUAUGGGGAACGAUGCCCCUCUCGCCGCCAUGGCCACCCAACCUCGCAUUAUCUAUGAUUACUUCCGACAACUCUUCGCUCAGGUCACCAAUCCUCCAAUCGAUCCUAUCAGAGAGAGCAUCGUCAUGUCGCUCGCCGCUUACGUUGGCCCCGAAGGAAAUUUGUUGGAAGUAAAACCGGAACAGUGUCAUCGAAUUCUUCUUCCCUCUCCCCUUUUAUCCAUCGAAGAGAUGAACGCCAUGAAGCAUCUCAAGGCUGCGUACACUACCUGGCCUUCUCGUACCAUCGAUAUCACAUUCCCCAAAACCGAAGGCCUUCCCGGCUACAGACGUGCCCUAGAACGGGUGUGCAGUGAGGCAUCACAGGCCAUUGACGAUGGUAUCAAAGUCAUCAUCCUAAGCGACCGUGCGACUGGUCCCAACCGCGUCCCCUUGUCGGCACUGAUUGCUUGUGGUGGCGUGCAUCAUCAUCUCACUACCCAGAAAAAGCGUGCCAAAGCCGCCUUGAUGGUGGAAACUGGAGAGGCCCGCGAGGUUCACCACCUUUGUGUGUUGGUUGGCUAUGGUGCUGAUGCAGUCUGCCCUUGGCUAGUGCUAGAAACCAUACAUAAGGUUGCACGGGAGGGACUUGUGAAGAAUGGCAAGACCGUUGACGAUCUAACGCAGAACUACCGUCAUUCCGUGGAUAAUGGUAUCCUCAAAGUUAUGUCGAAGAUGGGAAUCUCUACUCUCCAAUCCUAUAAAGGUGCCCAAAUUUUUGAAAUUCUGGGUCUCCAUAGUGAGGUUGUGGAGCCCUGCUUCAUUGGUACUGCAAGUCGUGUACAGGGAGCGACUUUUGAUCUCCUUGCUAUGGAUGCAUUUGAGCUUCAUGAACGCGGAUGGCCCAGCCGUGAUACGAUUCUUCCCCCAGGUAUGCCUGAAUCCGGUGAAUAUCAUUGGCGAGAUGGCGGCGAGGCGCACAUUAACGAUCCAGCGGGCAUUGCCAAUUUACAAGAUGCUGUUAGAGAGAAGAACCAGAGUGCUUAUGAUGCCUAUGCUAACAAUGCCAACACCCAAGCACAGAGCAUCCACCUUCGCGGCUUACUAGACUUCCGUUAUGAGAACGCAACACCUAUCCCUAUCGAACAAGUGGAACCUUGGAACGAAAUUGUUCGCCGUUUUGUGACUGGAGCCAUGUCAUAUGGUUCCAUUUCCAUGGAAGCCCACUCUGCUCUUGCUGUCGCUAUGAAUCGCCUAGGAGGCAAGUCUAAUACAGGUGAAGGAGGAGAAGAUGCGGAGAGGUCACAGAUUCUGCCUAACGGUGAUACGAUGAGGUCUGCUAUUAAGCAGAUUGCUUCCGGACGCUUUGGAGUCACUUCUAACUAUCUCGCUGAUGCUGACGAGUUGCAAAUUAAGAUGGCCCAAGGUGCUAAGCCUGGAGAAGGUGGUGAAUUGCCUGGUCACAAAGUCUCCGCAUCCAUUGCCAGAACACGGCAUUCAACUGCUGGUGUCGGUCUUAUCUCUCCACCUCCUCAUCACGAUAUCUAUUCUAUCGAAGAUCUCAAACAACUCAUUUAUGAUUUGAAGUGUUCCAAUCCCCGUGGUCGCAUUUCCGUCAAACUUGUAUCUGAAGUUGGAGUAGGCAUUGUUGCCAGUGGUGUCGCCAAAGCAAAGGCGGACCAUAUUCUUAUAUCUGGACAUGACGGAGGAACUGGUGCAUCGCGUUGGACAGGAAUUAAAUAUGCUGGCCUUCCAUGGGAACUUGGUCUUGCUGAAACCCAUCAAACUCUCGUUUUGAAUGACUUGCGUGGUCGCGUAACUGUGCAGACUGAUGGUCAAAUUCGAACUGGGCGAGAUAUCGCUAUUGCUUGCUUAUUGGGUGCCGAAGAGUGGGGCUUUGCAACAACACCGUUGAUUGCGAUGGGUUGUAUCAUGAUGAGGAAAUGCCAUUUGAACACAUGUCCCGUUGGUAUCGCUACUCAAGAUCCUCAACUUCGAGCCAAAUUUGCCGGUCAACCAGAGCAGGUUAUCAACUUCUUCUACUAUCUUGCAGAGGAACUUCGUGGCUACAUGGCAAAACUUGGUUUCCGCACUAUCAAUGAGAUGGUAGGACGUGCAGACAUGCUCAAAGUCAACGAGAAACUUCGCACACCUAAAACAGCGCACCUUGAUCUCUCUGCCAUCUUGAAGCCAGCUUGGCAAAUGCGCCCAGGAGCAGCAACGUACCGCAUCCGCCAACAGGACCAUAAACUGUACAUACGACUUGACAACAAAUUCAUUGACGAGUCCGAGCCUGCCUUGACGAAGGGUCUUCCGGUACAUAUCGAGUGUGACGUCGUAAACACCGACCGCGCUCUGGGCACUUCGCUCUCUUACCGAGUGUCCAAACUGUAUGGGGAAGAAGGCCUCCCUAAAGAUACCAUUCACAUUCAAAUGAAAGGGUCUGCUGGCCAAUCUUUGGGUGCGUUCCUUGCUCCUGGGAUAACUAUUGAGCUGGAAGGAGAUGCAAACGAUUAUGUCGGGAAAGGGUUGUCUGGCGGAAGACUUAUUGUUUACCCACCCAAAGAAUCGACAUUUAAAGCCGAGGAAAACAUUAUCGUUGGUAACGUGUGCCUGUAUGGUGCUACCUCCGGCGAGGCUUUCAUUCGUGGAAUUGCUGCCGAACGUUUUGCUGUCCGAAAUUCUGGGGCUAACGCUGUUGUAGAGGGCACUGGGGAUCACGGCUGUGAGUAUAUGACUGGUGGACGGGUCGUUGUGCUUGGUGUAACAGGUCGUAACUUUGCUGCUGGCAUGAGCGGAGGAAUUGCUUAUGUUCUCGAUACCGCCCACACUUUCGCCUCCAAGGUCAAUAUGGAGAUGGUCGAGCUCGGUAAAGUCAAUGACCCUCGAGAAAUUGCUGCACUUCGGAGCUUGAUUGAAGAUCAUCGCCAUUACACUGGAUCUGAAGUCGCCGAUCGCGUGCUACACGAUUUCCACCACUUGCUUCCUUUAUUCGUCCGUGUUAUGCCCCUUGACUAUAAACGUGUUUUGGAGGAGCAGAGUGCCAGAGAGAAAGAGGAGAAAGCGCGCCAGAGCGUCAUUGACCUCAUUCCUUCACGGACUGCUAGCCAAGUUGACCUCGCUUCAGAUGGGUUGCAAGAUGUUCUUCUGCCGAAAACCGUUGGUACAGUCACUCCUCCCGCUAAGCCACGUCAUGAACCCUCGUUGGUUGAUGUUGAAGAUUCCCUUGUCGACGAUUCGACGACCAAACAACGCCUAACUAAGCUAGACAAGACCCGUGGAUUUAUGAAGUACAAACGCCUAGGUGAAGCCUACCGUCCUCCUCGCAAGCGUGUCAAAGACUGGAAGGAAAUCUCUACUCGUCUCACUGAAAGUGAAUUGAAAUAUCAGUCUGCUCGUUGCAUGGACUGUGGUGUUCCCUUCUGCCAAUCCGAUUCCGGGUGCCCAGUUUCCAAUAUCAUUCCCAAAUGGAAUGACCUUGUUUUCAAGGGACAAUGGCAAGACGCUCUCAACCGCCUUUUGAUGACCAACAAUUUCCCUGAGUUUACUGGUCGUGUUUGUCCAGCCCCUUGCGAAGGCGCUUGUGUGCUUGGUAUUAACGAACAACCCGUCGGAAUCAAGAGUAUUGAGUGUGCCAUUAUCGACAAGGGAUUUGAGAUGGGUUGGAUGUCCCCCAAUCCCCCAAGUUUCCGCACCGGAAAACGAGUUGCGAUCAUAGGAUCUGGCCCCGCAGGUUUGGCUUGUGCUGAUCAACUCAACAAAGCAGGCCAUUUUGUGACGGUGUAUGACCGCAAUGAUCGUAUGGGAGGACUAUUGAUGUAUGGGAUCCCCAAUAUGAAGUUGGAUAAAUCCGUAGUACAGCGUCGACUUGAUCUUAUGGCUGCUGAAGGAGUUACGUUCGUGCCCAAUGCCAAUGUCGGUGUCGACAUUGAUCCUAAGCAACUUCAAGCAGAAAACGACGCUGUUGUGAUAUGCACAGGGGCUACUUGGCCCAGAGAUUUGAAAAUCCCUAACAGAGGGGCCGAUGGUAUUCACUUUGCUAUGGAUUUCCUACAGUUGAAUACCAAGUCUUUGUUGGAUUCUGAACUCCAGGAUGGUGGCUACAUCAGCGCAAAAGGAAAGGAUGUCAUUGUCAUUGGAGGAGGUGAUACCGGUAACGAUUGCAUUGGUACUUCCAUGCGCCACGGUGCCAAAUCUGUGGUCAACUUUGAGUUGUUGCCCCGUCCACCUGUUGCGCGUGGCCGUGACAAUCCUUGGCCACAGUGGCCUAGGAUCUUCCGAACAGACUACGGUCACACAGAAGUCGCGGCUCAUUUUGGCAACGAUCCCAGAGAAUACUGCAUCUCCACCAAGGACUUCGUAUUGGACGAUGAAGGCAAAUUGAAGGGGCUAAAUACUGUUCGUGUUGAAUGGACCAAGGAUAGUGGAGGCCGCUGGAAGAUGGAAGAAGUUCCUGGAUCCGAGAAAUUUUUCCCUGCCCAACUAGUUUUCCUUGCCCUCGGAUUCUUGGGCCCACAGAAUGAGGUGCUUCAGGCGCUGGGUAUUAAGCAAGAUGCUCGUUCCAAUGUGCAGACGCCCCCCAAGAAAUACUCAACCAAUGUGGAAGGUAUUUUUGCCGCUGGCGACUGUCGUCGUGGUCAAUCAUUAAUUGUUUGGGGCAUCAAUGAGGGCCGUGGAGCAGCAGCUGAAGUCGAUAACUGGCUUACUUCUGGCUCAUCCAGAUUACCUUCUGCUGGUGGUAUUAAAACGAGGACUUUCGGCCCUCCACCCAGCAAAAUUGCCCCUGAUGUUAGGGCGUAA
Molecule: messenger RNA, 6432 nt
Organism: Psilocybe cubensis
Lineage: Eukaryota; Fungi; Basidiomycota; Agaricomycetes; Agaricales; Agrocybaceae
Exons: 15
Coding region: 1-6432 (2143 amino acids)
Molecular function (GO): glutamate synthase (NADH) activity; flavin adenine dinucleotide binding; FMN binding
Source: RefSeq, a predicted model, not a curated record